AUGGAAGAGCAAGAAGUUUAUCUGACUGUAAGAAUGAGAGCAGUGUGGAGCCACUCGAGUGUCAUUUCCAAUUGCAAGCUUUCUCCGAGAAUCAGGAGAAUAUCCGCAGCAAGCUUGACCUCAAAUCGAAAUCUAUUACCCAUGACUUCAACUGAAGAUCCAGAGCUCAGAGAUUUUGUUGGGUUUUUAGAAUCUCUCAAAAACUAUGAGAAGUCUGGUGUGCCCAAAGGAGCUGGAACUGAUUCCGGUGAAGGUUUCGAUCUCGGUAGAAUGAAGCGUCUCAUGCUUCGUCUCCAUAACCCUCAUUUCAAAUACAAGGUUGUUCAUGUGGCUGGAACAAAGGGAAAAGGUUCAACUUCUGCUUUUCUCUCCAAUAUCUUACGAGCAGGAGGAUAUUCAGUUGGUUGUUAUUCUAGCCCACAUAUUCUGAGUAUCAAAGAACGUAUUUCAUGUAAUGGAGAUCCUGUCUCUGCAUCCUCUCUUAAUGAUCUUUUCUAUUCAAUCAAACCCAUCCUCGAGCAGUCUAUCCAAGAGGAAAAUGGUUCUUUGAGUCACUUUGAGGCUGGGCUAGGAGGAGGUCGAGACGCUACAAAUGUCAUUGAAAGUUCAAAUCUUGCGGCAUCAGUCAUAACAACGAUAGGUGAGGAACAUAUGGCUGCUCUCGGGGGUUCCUUGGAAACUAUAGCAGAGGCCAAAUCUGGAAUUAUUAAGCACGCUCGUCCAGUGGUUUUAGGUGGCCCGUUUCUUCCUCAUAUCGAAGGCAUUCUUCGUUCGAAAGCAGCAUCAAUGUCGUCAUCAGUUGUAUUGGCAUCUAAUAUUGGUUCUAGUUCUUCAAUCAAAGGCAUCAUCAACAAAAAUGGGAUCGGACUUUGUCAGUCCUGUGACAUCGUAAUACAAGAUGAGAAAGAUGAUGUUAAACCAAUUGUUGAGCUUGGUAAUGUAAAUCUACGCAUGCUUGGACAUCACCAGCUCCAAAAUGCUGUUACUGCUACAUAUUUGCGAUGGGGGAGAGUUACAGACGAAGCUAUUCGGAUUGGUUUAGAGAAUACUCGUUUACUUGGUAGAAGUCAGUUUCUGACACCAGAAGAAGCAGAGACUUUACAAUUGCCCGGAGCAACGGUGCUUCUUGAUGGAGUAUUUGAGGAAGAAAACGUUUUUGGCAAUAAGACGGUCUCUUCUUUCGUGAGACAACAAAUCACAAAUAUCGAAUUUUAA
This is a messenger RNA of Thlaspi arvense, 1215 nucleotides long. The record is from the annotation of a GenBank genome assembly. NCBI's taxonomy places the organism in Eukaryota, Viridiplantae, Streptophyta, Magnoliopsida, Brassicales, Brassicaceae.